Coccidioides immitis RS is the source of this 845-nucleotide messenger RNA. RefSeq lists its product as uncharacterized. The transcript is spliced from 2 exons. The record is from RefSeq and is a predicted model, not a curated record. Lineage: Eukaryota; Fungi; Ascomycota; Eurotiomycetes; Onygenales; Onygenaceae. The coding region runs from base 37 to 252 and encodes 71 amino acids.
ACGGAUAGUUGACUCGUAAUUAGCACCUUAAUCUUCAUGCCAAAGGCCUUUGUUGGGUUGAUCAAGAAGGCCGAUACUAUCUACGGUGAGACAGGAUUUGACAGCUUCAAGAUCAACAUUGAUUUUGAGAAGGUGGAGUUUGUCGAAACUUUGAGAAGCUCGGAGGCGUCGUCACUAUUUCACAUCAGCUACUGCGGCAAGGUCCGGGUCCUGAAAAUUUUCCACAAACAGAGAUCCUGGCUAUGCUUCUGACCUUCUUCGUGAUUUAAACCCUCUCGCUGCGAAAUUAGAGCCUAUUGCUACUUCAAACAGUUCAGAAUAUGCGAUACUGGCUUCAUUCCCAAGUUUACGAAUUUGCGGUAAAUAUCAAGCUGGUGGCCUGUGCUCUCUACCUUGAUGCCUUUCGGCAAGAUACCAACCAUCCAUGUGCCAUUUUAGUCAAGUUUCUGUCAAAGUCUCUCCUAUUGAACUGUGUUACUUACACACCAGAUUGAUUGUGAAAGGAUGUUAUAUUCAUCCAGCAAAUUCACUCUGCUUGAGUCAAGCACUAUCCAAAAAAUGUAAUCAUUGUUCCUGGUGAUCCUGAGAGAGUUGUGUGGAUUGAUUUUGAUGCCAACAUUGUGUUUCCCUAAAAUAGUUCAAUUGAAGGGAAGGAAUGUGAGCAGAUUGACUUUGAAACUGCUGUUGUUGAAAGUUUCAGACCAUUGCCUGUUUGUCAUCUCACAACCUUUAGUUAUUGCUUAUUUAUUGAGGAGAAACUAAUGAUGUCUGCAGGAAAGAGACCAAAAAAGGGGUCUUGCGCCCUAUACCAAAUUCUACCAGAAAAAGUACUUUCAAGGAGACAC